UUGUUCUAAAUAUAUUAACCGUCAAUAAAAUGACUUACAAUCGUUACCACUAUUGAUCGAUGAUUCCGAAUGUAAAUAUUAAACGCAACUAAAAAGUGGAAAAAAUUACUACACGAACAACACAAAUUUAGUAUAAAAUUUGCCAGAUUGAUGUUAAAAUAAACAAUUUGGAUAUAAAUUUCAAAACGGAUGUAUAAUGAACAAACACAUCAAUAAUGAUCCCACCACGAGCCACUAAAACUAUGUAACGUGUUCACUAGAUUCAGCUUAUUCGAGAUAGAGUCAAGAUGGGAGAAGGUGGUCAUGUUAAGGAAAAAGGAGGAAUAAAAAAACGUGAGACGUGGAGUAAACGUUUUGACUUUUUGUUAGCAUGUAUAGGAUUUUCCGUUGGACUUGGUAAUGUUUGGCGCUUUCCUUAUUUAUGCUACAAGAACGGAGGGGGAGCUUUUAUGAUUCCGUACUUUAUAUGUUGCAUUGUUGGCGGAAUACCAUUAUUUUAUUUAGAAGUAUGCGUUGGACAGUUCAUGGGCGUUGCUGGCCUAAAUGCAUGGAAAAUAUGUCCGUUAUUUCAAGGGAUAGGGAUAGCGUCAACUGUCAUCAUGUUUUUCUCCAAUACUUUUUUCAACGUUAUCAUGGCAUGGGCCUUUUACUAUUGGUUUAGUUCAUUUACAAGUGAACUGCCUUGGGCCAGCUGUGGUCAUGAAUGGAACGUACACUGCAAAGACUUUACUAUAGAAGGCGGAAACUUCACAAAUACGAGUCUACAAAAUGAUGAAAUGGCAAAUUAUACUCUUCCGUUUCUUUCUGCUGUGCAAAAUACAUCAAUCCAGUUGGUAUUGGAUCCGGUUACAGAAUUCUGGGAAAAUAAAGUCCUAGGAAUUUCUGAUGGCAUUGAUCAGCCUGGAGCUAUAAAAUGGGAUAUUUGUUUAUGUUUGUUGUUUGCCUGGAUUGCCGUGUAUCUAUGUAUAUGUAAAGGAAUAAAGUCUUCAGGAAAGGUUAUGUACUUUACGGCUACAACGCCUUAUCUGUUCAUGUUCAUCUUAUUGAUAAGAAAUUCAAUGUUACCAGGAGCUAUUGAUGGUGUCAUAUAUUACUUGAAGCCUAAUCUAAGUAAACUUGCGUCUAUGCAGGUGUGGGUUGACGCUGGUUCUCAAAUAUUUUUCACUUAUUCUAUUGGAGUUGGUUCACUCACAGUUCUUGGAAGUUUCAACAAGUUCAAACACAACUCCUACAAAGACUGCAUCAUUUUCGCAUGUACAAAUACUGGGACCAGUUUAUUAGCUGGAUUAAUCAUCUUUACAAUUUUGGGUCACAUGGCCUUCGUACAAGAAACGUCCAUAGACAAAGUGGCUGAGUCAGGACCUGGACUAGCUUUCAUAGCUUACCCUAAAGCCGUAUCGAUGAUGCCAGCUGCUCCAUUUUGGUCUAUUUUGUUUUUCUUCAUGGUGAUUUUACUUGGAUUUGAUAGUCAGUUUGUGGGUGUUGAGGCAGUUGUUACGGCAAUAGUUGAUCAAUGGCCUAGUGUUUUGAGACGAAAAUAUAGAAAAGAGGCUUUCACGGCGUUUAUUUGCUUCCUGAAUUUCUUACUUGGACUUUGUAUGGUAACACAUGGAGGUAUUUACGUUUUUGAGCUGUUCAACUUUUACUCUACGUGUAUCAUCAUACUGUUAAUAGGAUUUUUUGAAUGUGUUGCUGUAGCCUGGGUUUAUGGAGUCAGACGGUUCUAUGACAAUGUUGAAAUGAUGCUAGGGCGCAGAAUCAAUCCAUACAUGGCUAUUUGCUGGACAUUUUUGUCACCAAUGUUUUGUUUAGGCAUGUUUCUUAUGAGCAUUAUAAAUUAUUCAAACUUGGAAUACAAACGACCAUCUGGUGUUUACGAGUAUCCAGGUUGGGCAAUAGUUAUAGGAUGGAGUAUGGCAUCGUUUUCAGUCAUGUUCAUUCCACUCAUGAUACCUUUCAAUAUAUGGCGCCAUAAGCUAAACUGUCAGACUUUACAUUUACUUCUAAAACCCCAGGGAUUACAAGCCCAUCAACUGAGACCAAAGGAUAAAGGAGAAAAGAGUAUAGGAAAUUGUAAUGCAAAAUCGAAAUGCCAUGAUAAUUCGUAUGAAUGUUCAUUAGAUAAGCAUUAUGAAGAAGACAUAUUAGAAACAAAACUAGCUCUACUGGAAAAUGGUACAUAUGCAAACAAUGGUACAAAAGUUUAGAGACAGUUUAUGCAUCAACUUUUGUAAUACUAUUGCAUAUAUGUUACUUAUUUCAAAUGUGAUCAAUUGCUUAUAUAUAGUGUAUAUUUUAAGGUAUAAAAUGUUUGGGUUCAUAACAUGAACAGCAAAAUAACUUAUCAAGCAAACGUGAUGACUAUCUUAAUAAAACUAAUGACUUGUUUAAUGUCUGCUUUAACUGAUCCUAGAUAGUUAAUUUUUUGACCGCACUCAUCUGUAUUUUAGUAUUUAAAAAAACAUUUCUGUUAAUUUUAUACUGCAUAUAUUCUACCUUUAAUUUGACCUGUUGACACAAUUUGUAAUGCAUUUCUGUUAUUUAAUGUUUACUUAUUUUGUGUUAUAUCUCGUCUCACUAUUUUUAAUAUGUACCACCUUUGAUUUUGUAUGACGAUAAAUUUUCAGUUCUGUACUCGUACUCUGAACAACAAAUUUAUUAAUUUAUAAAAAAUAUUUACUUCUGUACUUCUAACAACUAAAUUUACCUGUGAAAGUUGUUUUAUUUAACGCCAUGUUGUCCCAGGUAAGAGUUGUCUUAUUGACACUCUUCCUAAAUUUUUUUUAUUACUACCUGUAACGUCUAUGCAUAGGCAUCUACGUUUUAAUAUUGUAUUUAUAUUGUGCCAUAGAUCAAACUUAUUCGUUCAGUGUA
This is a messenger RNA of Mytilus californianus (California mussel), 2874 nucleotides long. Its product is annotated as sodium- and chloride-dependent taurine transporter-like. Gene Ontology annotation, biological process: sodium ion transmembrane transport. Gene Ontology annotation, cellular component: membrane. The record is from RefSeq and is a predicted model, not a curated record. Lineage: Eukaryota; Metazoa; Mollusca; Bivalvia; Mytilida; Mytilidae. The coding region runs from base 288 to 2207 and encodes 639 amino acids. The transcript is spliced from 14 exons.